AUGCAGCGCGCUCUUUCUUCCCGCGCGAGAGCUUCCGUCCUCUCUGCUGCUCCCAGCAAGUUCCGUGCCGGUGCCGGCCUGGGACAGCAGCUUCGCUUUGCCCACAAGGAGCUGAAGUUCGGUGUUGAGGGCCGUGCUGCCCUGCUCGCUGGUGCCGAUACUCUGGCCAAGGCCGUCGCGACAACACUUGGCCCCAAGGGUCGCAACGUCCUCAUUGAGUCAAGCUAUGGCUCCCCCAAGAUCACAAAGGACGGUGUAACUGUCGCGAAGGCAAUUACCCUUAAGGACAAGUUCGAGAACCUCGGCGCCCGCCUCAUCCAGGACGUCGCCUCCAAGACCAACGAGACCGCCGGUGACGGUACCACCACCGCCACCGUCCUCGCCCGUUCCAUCUUCUCCGAGACCGUCAAGAACGUCGCCGCUGGCUGCAACCCCAUGGACCUGCGCCGUGGUAUCCAGGCUGCUGUCGACGAGGUCGUCGCUUUCCUCCAGAAGAACAAGAGAGAUAUUUCCACCAGCGAGGAGGUUGCCCAGGUCGCUACCAUCUCCGCCAACGGUGACCAGGAGGUCGGCAACUUGAUUGCCAAGGCCAUGGAGAAGGUCGGCAAGGAGGGUGUCAUCACCGUCAAGGAGGGCAAGACUCUGGUCGACGAGCUCGAGGUUACCGAGGGUAUGCGCUUCGACCGCGGCUUCGUCUCCCCCUACUUCAUCACCGACGCCAAGUCCCAGAAGGUCGAGUUCGAGAAGCCCCUGAUCCUCCUCUCCGAGAAGAAGAUCUCUGCUGUCCAGGACAUCAUUCCCGCUCUCGAGGCCUCCACUCAGCUGAGACGUCCUCUCGUCAUCAUUGCCGAGGACAUUGAGGGUGAGGCUCUCGCCGUCUGCAUUCUCAACAAGCUCCGUGGCCAGCUCCAGGUUGCUGCCGUCAAGGCCCCCGGCUUCGGUGACAACCGCAAGUCCAUCCUCGGUGACUUGGCUGUCCUCACCAACGGUACCGUCUUCAGCGAGGAGCUUGACAUCAAGCUCGAGAAGGCCACCCCCGACAUGCUCGGCUCCACUGGCUCCAUCACCAUCACCAAGGAGGAUACCAUCUUCCUCAACGGUGAGGGUGCCAAGGACUCCAUCUCCCAGCGCUGCGAGCAGAUCCGUGGUGUCAUGAACGACCCCACUACCUCCGAGUACGAGAAGGAGAAGCUCCAGGAGCGUCUGGCCAAGCUCUCUGGUGGUGUCGCCGUCAUCAAGGUCGGUGGCUCCUCCGAGGUUGAGGUCGGUGAGAAGAAGGACCGCUUCGUCGAUGCCCUGAACGCCACCCGCGCCGCCGUUGAGGAGGGUAUCCUGCCCGGUGGUGGUACCGCCCUUAUCAAGGCCUCUGCCCUUGCUCUUAAGGACGUCAAGACCGCCAACUUCGACCAGCAGCUUGGUGUCACCAUCGUCAAGAACGCCAUCACCCGCCCUGCUCGUGCCAUCGUCGAGAACGCUGGUCUUGAGGGCUCCGUCAUCGUCGGCAAGCUCACCGAUGAGUUCGCCAGCGAGUUCAACAAGGGUUUCGACUCCUCCAAGGGCGAGUACGUCGACAUGAUUGCCGCCGGUAUCCUUGACCCCUUCAAGGUCGUCCGCACCGGUCUGGUUGACGCCAGCGGUGUUGCUUCCCUGCUCGGUACCACUGAGGUCGCCAUCGUUGAGGCUCCCGAAGAGAAGGGACCUCCUCCUAUGGGCGGCAUGGGUGGUAUGGGCGGAAUGGGAGGCAUGGGUGGUAUGAUGUAA
Colletotrichum abscissum is the source of this 1761-nucleotide messenger RNA. RefSeq names its product chaperonin GroL. The record is from RefSeq and is a predicted model, not a curated record. The transcript has 3 exons. Gene Ontology annotation, molecular function: ATP-dependent protein folding chaperone; ATP binding; protein-folding chaperone binding. The coding region runs from base 1 to 1761 and encodes 586 amino acids. Gene Ontology annotation, cellular component: mitochondrial inner membrane; mitochondrial matrix. Gene Ontology annotation, biological process: protein refolding; protein import into mitochondrial intermembrane space; mitochondrial unfolded protein response. NCBI's taxonomy places the organism in Eukaryota, Fungi, Ascomycota, Sordariomycetes, Glomerellales, Glomerellaceae.